Columba livia (rock pigeon) is the source of this 2006-nucleotide messenger RNA. RefSeq names its product BMX non-receptor tyrosine kinase (gene BMX). Gene Ontology annotation, biological process: B cell receptor signaling pathway; protein phosphorylation; intracellular signal transduction. Gene Ontology annotation, cellular component: plasma membrane. Gene Ontology annotation, molecular function: ATP binding; non-membrane spanning protein tyrosine kinase activity; protein binding. The record is from RefSeq and is a predicted model, not a curated record. Lineage: Eukaryota; Metazoa; Chordata; Aves; Columbiformes; Columbidae.
AUGGAGAAGAAAACAAUUUUAGAAUAAAUCCUUUUAAAGAAGUCACAACAAAAGAAAAAAAUAUCACCAGUUAAUUACAAGAAAAGGUUGUUUGUUUUAAUGAAAGCAAAUCUUUCUUAUUAUUAUGGGAAAAAAGGAAGCAAAAAGGCGUCAAUUGAAAUUAAGAAAAUCCGAUGUGUUGAGACAGUAAAUCCUGAGGAAUCAGCACCACCUGCAAGACAAUAUCCUUUUCAGAUCGUGUACAAGGGCAGCCUGCUCUAUGUCUAUGCAGCUGACGAAGAGAGCCGGGAGCGCUGGCUUACAGCUUUGCAUAGAGAAAUUAAAGAUAAUUCUGAAUUACUAAACAAGUACCAUAAAGGAUUCUUCAUCAAGGGCAAGUUUCUCUGUUGCAAGCAGACCUGUAAAGCAGCCCCUGGAUGUAUGAUCUGGGAGAAAUACUGUACCCUGUGCUGCAUCUCCUUAUCGUUUUAUUUCCUCUGUCUUCAGAAGCGUAUAAUCCUGCCUCAGGUGCUAUCACCAGACAAGUCAGUCCUGAACGUGGCUGUGGCCCAAUACAGCUAUGAACCUAAAGGAAAUUCAGCUAUCCAGCUUGUCAGAAGCAAUAAAUACUAUGUAUUGCAAGAGGGAGAUUCUGACUGGUGGAAAGUAAGGGAUUUGGAAGGGAGUGAAGGUUUUGUACCAAGCACUUACUUGAGAAAGUUACCUGUGAAUGAUGAGGAACCAAGGGAAAAUGCCAGUGUCAGUGAACAGAUAUUGGCAGAAGAGCAAAUUAUUACUAAGCAUGAGUGAGUAUAUAGAAUACAUCUCUGUGAGAACCAAAAGAUUCUUUGGGCAGAAAUUGUCUUUCCUUUACAUGUGCACAAAACCCCUGACAACAAGUAUUACCUCACUGAAAAUCACUGUUUUGAAUCAAUUCAAGUUAUACACUACCAUCAGCAUAACUCAGACGACAUGGUGACAAGGCUCUGGUAUGCAGUGCCUACGCAAGUAAGUAAAGUCCCAACCACAGCUUCAUUGGGAAAUGGAAUUUGGGAGCUUGAACAAGAAGAAAUUGUCCUGUUGACAGAGCUAGGGAGUGGUCAGUUUGGAGUGGUGCAUCUGGGAAAAUGGAAUGGACAAUAUGAUGUGGCCAUAAAGAUGAUUAGGGAGGGAGCGAUGUCAGAAGAUGAAUUCAUAGAAGAAGCUCAGACCAUGAUGAAACUUAAUCAUCCCAAACUUGUUAGACUGUAUGGUGUAUGCUCAAAAUCAUAUCCUAUCUACCUAGUGACGGAAUACAUGCCUAAUGGCUGUUUGCUUAGCUACUUAAGGAGUCAUGGGAAAGAACUGCAACUGCUUCAGCUUCUGGAAAUAUGUUAUGACAUUUGUGAUGCUAUGACAUUUCUGGAGAGCUGUCAGUUCAUACACAGAGAUUUGGCUGCUAGGAACUGUUUGGUUGACAGCAAUCUGACUGUGAAAGUAUCUGACUUUGGGAUGACCAGGUAUGUUCUGGAUGACCUGUAUGUAAGUUCACUAGGAACCAAGUUUCCAGUGAAGUGGUCAGCACCAGAAGUUUUUCAUUACACCAAAUUUAGCAGCAAGUCGUAUGUAUGGGCCUUUGGUAUAUUAAUGUGGGAAGUGUUCACUUUGGGAAAGCAGCCCUACAAGCUUUAUGAUAACAUGCAGGUGAUUGAGAAAGUUUCUCAAGGAUACAGACUUUACAGACCGCAACUGGUUUCAGACAUCAUCCACCAGAUAAUGUACAACUGCUGGCAUGAGCUACCAGAAAAGCGCCCUGCCUUUUAUCAGCUCUUAUCAUUUUUUGAGGCACUAAGAGAAGACAACAGAGCUUGAAAAUGAAGAUUCAUAGACAGCUGACUGUGCACACUGGUUCCAUAUCACCUGUCUUCUGCAUAAGAGUUAAAUCUGAAAUCCGCCUGACAUUAGCCACCGCUAUUAUUCUGCACAUUAGUGUUCUUCUCAUUUAAUUGGGGAGCUGACCAAGAAGCAUGUGGAGAAAGCUUUUGUGA